Aspergillus japonicus CBS 114.51 is the source of this 546-nucleotide messenger RNA. RefSeq lists its product as uncharacterized. NCBI's taxonomy places the organism in Eukaryota, Fungi, Ascomycota, Eurotiomycetes, Eurotiales, Aspergillaceae. The record is from RefSeq and is a predicted model, not a curated record. Bases 1 to 546 code for a protein of 181 amino acids. Gene Ontology annotation, biological process: secondary metabolic process. Gene Ontology annotation, molecular function: hydrolase activity; carboxy-lyase activity. The transcript is spliced from 3 exons. Gene Ontology annotation, cellular component: cytoplasm.
AUGCCCUUCCUCCAAGCCAUCCCACCGCACUCUCGGGGCCGACUAUUGCACCCCGCCGCGCCCGCCUGCCCCGCCGUCGCCCUGGGCUACCCCCUCCCGCUGACCGAAUACCCCUUCGACACCGUGCGCGCCAUGGAGAACCUGCUGCUGACCGGCCAGCGCGCCCGCUUCCCGUCCGUCACCCUGAUCUUCGCGCACGGCGGCGGCGCAAUGCCCUACCUGGCCACGCGGAUCGCCGGCCUCGCCUCGAUGGAGUUCAUGGGCGGGCGGAGCGUGGCGGACUCGGUUGCCCAGCUGGCCGGGUAUUACUUCGAGACGGCCUCGGCCACGUCCGCGGUGCAGCUGGCGGCGCUGAAGAGCUUUCUGGGGGCGGGGAGGAUCCUCACCGGGACGGAUUAUCCGUAUGUCCCGAGUGACCAGAUUGCGGCGACGUUGCCGACGAUCCAGACGAAUGGGGGGUUUGAUGCGUCUGAGAUGAUGGGGAUUCAUGCGGGCAAUGCGUUGCGGUUGUUUCCGCGUGUGGCGGCGGUGUUGGGGGUGUGGUGA